GGCAAAUGGUGGCGGGCUGACGGGUCUCCUCCGCAGCCACCGCAUCCGAUGGCCACCUUGGUGCGCCGGCGCCACCGCGUCUGCUUCGGCCUCGCCGCGGCGAUGCUCCUCGCUCUCCUCCGCCCGCCGCUGGCGGCAGCCCAGUGGCGGUUCUGCGGGCAGAGCGGCAACUUCUCCGCCAACAGCACCUACCAAUCCAACCUCGCCCAGCUCUCCGCCACCCUCCCCAGGAACGCCUCCGCCGCCCGGACCCUCUUCGCUAAGGACAGCCUCGGCGCCGUCCCGGACAUCGUCUACGCGCUCGCGCUCUGCCGCGGCGACGUCGCCAACGCCUCCGACUGCAGGUCCUGCGUCCCCAACGGCUUCCAGGACGCGCAGCAGCUGUGCCCCUACAACAAGGAGGUGUUCAUCGCCUACGACCUCUGCUACCUCCGCUUCUCCAACCUCAACUUCCUCGCCUCCGCGGACAACGGGAGCCCCGUGAUGCUCAUGAGCCCGACGAACGCGAGCGCGCCGGCGGAGGUGUUCGACGCCGCCGCCGCCGUGCUCCUCAACGCGACGGCCGACUACGCGGUGGCGAAUUCGUCCAGGCUGUUCGCCACGGGGGAGGAGGCCUUCGAUCGAACGAACCCCACCAUCUACGGGCUGUGCCAGUGCACGCCGGACAUGUCGCUGACCGACUGCCGGAGUUGCCUCGGAGGCAUAAUCGCGUUCAUACCUCAGUACUUCAGCCGGAGGCAGGGCGCGAGGGUCAUUGGGCUGCGCUGCAACUACAGGUACGAGGUGUAUACUUUCUUUUCCGGAGGCUCGAUGCUGCGGCUUCCAGCGCCGGCGACGGCAUCGCCCCCGGCACCAACACCAGCAAACAUGACGCCACCGGCGUCCACAGCCACAGGAGGAAGAAAGAAAAAUAAAAGUGGCAUAGCCCUUGCAAUCGCACUGCCCCUGGUUGUUCUAUUUCUGGGUACGGUUGCCAUCUGUCUGUAUUUUCAAUUGUGGAGAAGAAGAUCAAGGCCAAAACGGCAACGGUCAUAUUCGAUUCCGAUGGCGGACGACAUUGAAACCGCAGAUUCACUUUUUUUUGAUCUAUCAGCACUACAUGCUGCAACGGGUAACUUUUCGGAGAGCAAUAGGCUUGGUGAAGGUGGAUUUGGUUCAGUUUAUAAGGGCUUCCUUCCUAGUGGUGAAGAGAUAGCUGUAAAGAGGCUCUCUAUGGGUUCAGGACAAGGAAUAGAAGAACUAAAGAAUGAGCUUGUUUUGGUCGCCAAACUUCAGCACAAGAAUCUUGUUAGGCUUAUUGGUGUUUGCUUGCAACAACACGAGAAAUUGCUCGUGUAUGAAUACAUGCCCAAUAGAAGUAUCGACACCAUUCUAUUUGAUCUUGACAAACGUAAGGAGUUAGACUGGGGAAAAAGAAUAGGGAUAAUAAAUGAAAUUGCCAGAGGAUUACAAUAUCUUCAUGAAGAUUCUCAACUGAGAAUAAUUCACCGGGACCUCAAAGCAAGCAAUGUUCUAUUAGACUCUAAUUAUACUCCUAAGAUUUCAGACUUCGGCAUGGCCAGACUGUUUGGGGGUGAGCAAACAAGGGAGAUCACAAGUCGUGUUGUUGGAACAUAUGGAUAUAUGGCACCAGAAUAUGUCAUGCGUGGGCACUAUUCUGUAAAGUCAGACGUCUUUAGCUUUGGCAUUUUGAUGAUAGAAAUUGUGACAGGAAGAAGAAGCGGUGGCUCAUAUUGCUUUGAUCAAUCAAAUGAUCUUUUAAGUCUUGUAUGGGAGCACUGGACAAUGGGAACGAUUCUGGAGAUGAUGGAUCCAUCUCUUACAAGCCAUGCCCCUCGAGACCAGAUGCUGAAGUGCAUCCACAUCGGGCUACUGUGUGUUCAAGAUAACCCAGCAGAGAGACCUAUGAUGUCAACGGUUAAUGUCAUGCUUGGCAGCAACACAGUGUCUUUCCAAUCUCCUUCCAAGCCAUCAUUUUUCAUUCCCAGGAGUGGCACAGACUCAAACAUAUACUCUGAAUCAUACCCACUAACUUCCCAGUCGACCCACAGGUCGGGAGUGAUAUCAGUUAAUGAUGUGUCAGUUACAGAGCUAGAACCAAGAUGAAGAAAUCUAAUCGCAAGAACAAUCGCAUUGCUAUCUGUCAGAAACGAACUUCAGGGAGAAGGCCUUAUGAAAUUUGUAUUACUGAAUUCUGAAUGCAUUUUUCCAUUGGUUCAGUCAAUAAAUUAUGUUUGGUUUAU
Oryza brachyantha (malo sina) is the source of this 2243-nucleotide messenger RNA. Its product is annotated as cysteine-rich receptor-like protein kinase 6. The record is from RefSeq and is a predicted model, not a curated record. The transcript is spliced from 7 exons. Bases 49 to 2106 code for a protein of 685 amino acids. Gene Ontology annotation, biological process: protein phosphorylation. NCBI's taxonomy places the organism in Eukaryota, Viridiplantae, Streptophyta, Magnoliopsida, Poales, Poaceae. Gene Ontology annotation, molecular function: ATP binding; protein kinase activity.